This is a messenger RNA of Ricinus communis (castor bean), 3628 nucleotides long. Its product is annotated as LRR receptor-like serine/threonine-protein kinase EFR. The transcript has 7 exons. Gene Ontology annotation, molecular function: ATP binding; protein kinase activity; receptor serine/threonine kinase binding. Gene Ontology annotation, biological process: protein phosphorylation. Lineage: Eukaryota; Viridiplantae; Streptophyta; Magnoliopsida; Malpighiales; Euphorbiaceae. The coding region runs from base 115 to 3570 and encodes 1151 amino acids. The record is from RefSeq and is a predicted model, not a curated record.
UGCAUAGAAAACAAUCAAGUGGCAUACUUUCUAGUGAAUAUGGCUCUGACAAAGCCCUUGGGUAUUCAUGAAACUUGGUGCUGUGGGUAUUCCUGGUCUUGAAAUAUUAGAGUAAUGUCUUCGUUUGCUCUUAGUUUUCUGCCCUUCAUUCACACAUUACAAACUGAAGAAAAUCCACAAAUUCAUUGCAAAUUUUGUUUCAGAACGAUCGCAAAAUUCCUCAUGAGAACUCGCUAUUCCUUUACAUUUCUAGCAAUACUUCACUUUCUUUCAAUUCAUAACAAUUUCUUAGCUUAUGCUGCUGGUAUAGCAUCAUCACUCAAUACCAGUACUGAUCAGGAUGCCCUUCUUGCACUGAAAAACAGUAUAACUCAUGAUCCUCAGAGUUAUUUACAUGGAAACUGGUCUACAAAUACAUCAGUAUGCAACUGGAUCGGCAUAUCUUGCGGCGGCGGUCUUUCCAAGGAUAGAGUGACUGCUGUGAACCUCUCUUCCAUGAGUCUUACAGGGACCCUUCCUCCACACAUAGGAAACCUGUCAUUUCUUGCUGAAUUACACAUCUUCGACAAUAGCUUCCAGGGUCAUUUGCCUCAAGAGCUAGCUCAUCUUCCUCGAUUGAAGAUUAUCGACGUGGGUUCUAACACUUUCGAUGGGGAAAUCCCACGAACUAUAUUCAACAUCUCUUCCUUGACCGCCAUUGAUUUGUCCUUCAAUAAUUUGUCUGGGAGCUUGCCGGAUGGUAUGUGUCAGUAUCUUACAGAGCUUGAGAGACUGAGUCUUCGUAAUAACCAAUUUAAUGGGCAGAUUCCGUCAAGUUUAUGGCGAUGUAGGAAGCUGCUUUCUUUAUCUUUUGGUUAUAAUAAAUUCACUGGAAAAAUCCCAAGGAAUCUUGGGAAUUUGACAUUGCUUCAAGAUCUUUUUCUUUACCACAAUAACCUGUCAGGUGAAAUACCUCUGGAAUUAGGCUCUCUUCUUGCGCUUCAGAGGCUUUGGUUGAAUGACAAUUUCAUCCAAGGAUCAAUUCCGAGGAGUAUAGUUAACUGUAGCUCAUUAGUGGAGGUGGAUUUGGGGGGAAAUAACCUAACAGGUGAGAUACCGGUGGAUAUAGGUUCUCUUCAUGCAGUUGAGCUUUUCAGAAUCCGUGGCAAUGAUUUCAAUGGAACCAUCCCGAAAAGUCUGUUUAAUUGCACCUCAAUGAGGCACUUAUCAUUAGGUGGAAACAGCCUGACAGGUCCAAUACCAACAGAGAUUGGUAAACUUAGUAAUCUGGUGCACUUGUUACUUCGUUACAACUUCUUAACAGGCAGUAUCCCGUCAACUUUAUUGAAUAUAUCUGCCAUAAAAACAAUAUCAAUUAAUGUAAACCAGCUUUCAGGUCAUCUUCCAUCAACCUUAGGUUAUGGACUUCCCAAUCUUGAGGAGCUUUACAUUACCAGAAACCAAUUCAUUGGAACAUUACCCCCUUCCAUUUCUAAUGCUUCCAAGCUUACUAUCUUAGAGUCAAGCUCAAAUUCCUUGUCUGGACCUAUUCCAGACACUCUUUGCAACUUGAAGAAUUUGAAGAGACUUAACUUGGCAGAUAAUUCUUUCACUGAUGAAUUGGGCUUUCUAGCUUCUUUGGCUAGGUGCAAAGAGUUGACAAGAUUAGUGUUAAUAGGCAAUCCUCUUAAUAGUACUCUUCCAACUUCAAUUGGUAAUCUGUCUUCCAUUGAAUAUUUCAAUGUUCAAAGUUGUAACAUCAAGGGGAACAUACCAAGUGAGAUAGGUGUAUUAAGCAACCUGAUAACCUUACACCUGCAAAACAAUGAAUUAGUUGGAUCGAUUCCGGUUACAAUUGGUGGAUUGCAGAAGCUACAACGUUUAUAUCUCCAUGGCAAUCUGUUGUAUGGAUCUAUUCCAACUGAUAUUUGUCAUUUGAGUAACUUGGGGGAAUUGUUUUUGAGCAAUAAUAGCCUCUUUGGACCUCUACCAGCUUGCUUUGGUGAUCUUAUUUCACUGAGAAUUCUGCACUUGGACUCAAACAACUUUACUUCUGGAAUACCCUUUAGUUUGUGGAGCCUAAAAGAUGUCUUGGAAUUGAACUUGUCAUCAAAUUCACUUAGUGGUCACAUACCGCUAAGUAUCGGAAACCUGAAGGUUCUAACACAAGUAGACUUUUCAUAUAAUAGUUUAUCUGGCAUCAUUCCAAAUGCUAUUGGAAGCCUCCGAAACUUGAUGAGUCUCUCCUUAACACAUAAUAGAUUUGAAGGGCCUAUUCCUGAACCUUUUGGGGAAUUGAUAAGCUUGGAAUCUUUGGAUUUGUCCAGCAACAACCUGUCAGGAAAAAUUCCCAAGUCUCUGGAGCAACUCAAGUACUUGAAAUAUCUAAAUGUGUCUUUCAAUAACUUAGACGGAGAAGUUCCUAAUAAAGGAGCUUUUGCAAAUUUCUCUGCUUCAUCAUUUUUGGGAAAUCUUGCACUUUGUGGCUCUCGUUUGCUACCAUUGAUGCCUUGUAAAAAUAAUACUCAUGGAGGAUCAAAAACUAGCACAAAACUACUUCUCAUAUAUGUUCUUCCAGCAAGCAUACUGACAAUAGCCUUCAUACUUGUCUUCUUAAGAUGCCAAAAGGUGAAAUUAGAACUGGAAAAUGUGAUGGAUAUUAUAACUGUUGGAACAUGGAGAAGAAUAUCCUUUCAAGAACUUGAACAAGCGACAGAUGGGUUUUGUGCAAGCAACUUACUUGGUGCUGGGGGCUAUGGCUCAGUAUAUAAAGGAAGACUUGAAGAUGGAACAAAUGUUGCGAUAAAGGUUUUCAAUUUGGGAGUAGAAGGCGCAUUCAAGAUUUUUGAUACAGAAUGUGAAGUAAUGAGCAGCAUUCGUCAUCGAAACCUGGUGAAAAUUAUUAGUUGUUGCUCUAACCAGGACUUCAAAGCAAUUGUGCUGGAGUACAUGCCUAAUGGAAGCUUGGAGAAGUGGUUGUAUUCUCAUAACUAUUGUUUGAACAUUCAGCAAAGAUUAGAGGUUAUGAUUGAUGUUGCAUCAGCCUUGGAAUAUCUUCACCAUGGUUUCUCUGCACCAAUUGUUCAUUGUGAUUUGAAGCCUAGCAAUGUCCUGCUAGAUCAAGAUAUGGUUGGACAUGUAGCUGAUUUUGGCAUGGCUAAACUCUUAGGUGAAGGAGAUCUUAUAACACAAACAAAAACAUUGGCUACUAUUGGGUACAUGGCACCAGAGUAUGGAUCAAAAGGAAUUGUUUCAAUAAGCGGUGAUGUUUAUAGCUUUGGGAUUUUGUUGAUGGAAACAUUUACAAGAAUGAAGCCCACUGAUGACAUGUUUGGUGAACGAGUAUUGAGCCUGAAGCAGUAUAUCGAAGAUGCAUUGUUACAUAAUGCUGUUAGUGAAAUAGCAGAUGCCAAUUUGUUGAUUGAUGAAAAAAAUUUGUCAACUAAGGACUGUGUAUCAUCCAUUUUGGGAUUGGCUUUGGAUUGCUCUGUUGAACUUCCUCAUGGGAGAAUUGACAUGAGCCAAGUCCUGGCAGCACUCAGAAGCAUCAAAGCUCAAUUGCUAGCUAGUUCUGCAAGGACUCAAAUGUGAAACUUUUUUAUAUUUUUACUGCUCAUCAUGUAAUGUCAAUAAUGGUCUAGUUGGCAAA